GUACAAUUGUCACUUGCAUCACUGUCAAAGUUCCAAACUUUGUUUUAUGGUUUUCUGGUUUGCUGAGAGCAACAACCUUCCCUUGAAUUGCACUCAAACUUGCCCAUUUCACAAACCAAAUCCAUCACUCUCAAUCUCCACCCAAUUGGGUCCAAUCCAUUCCCUUCAACCAAACACAACCAAAUCUCAGAAAUCCCAUGUCCUCAAAAAUCAAGCUCACCCAUUUCCCCAACCUCCAAUCCCCACCUCCCCUCGAUCUUCUGAGCCGAAUCGGCGGAACCCAGUAGCCCAUUGCUCAGAAAGAUCACUGCUUUUGGGUGGUUGCAGAGUCGUGUUGACCAUGUUGGAGGCCUUGCCGCUAGGACGGUUCCACCACCAGAGGCUUGACCUGAAGCGGUGCUUCCCCACCUUCUUGUCCUCCCACAAAACCCUCUUCACCGUGCUCUGGAUCGCCGCUUUCGCCUCGGUUUUCGUGUGGCAGAGGAACAUUGUAGAUGGGUUUUCGAUAUUCAGGCGAGCUCCGGCGAGGGCGAUGCCGAAGCUGAGGCCGGUGGCUUUCAAUUUGACUGAAUUUGGGGCUGUGGGCGAUGGGGUUACUUUGAACACUGAGGCGUUUGAGAAAGCGGUGCUGGCUAUUUCUAAGCUGGGGAAGAAAGGCGGUGGGCAGCUCAAUGUGCCUCCGGGACGGUGGCUAACGGCGCCGUUUAACCUCACUAGUCACAUGACUCUGUUUCUUGCUGAAGAUGCUGAGAUACUUGGAAUUCAGGAUGAGAAGUAUUGGCCCUUGAUGCCUCCGUUGCCUUCAUACGGGUAUGGGAGAGAGCAUCAUGGGCCUCGGUUUGGAAGUCUGAUUCAUGGUCAAAAUCUUAAAGAUAUUGUUAUAACAGGUUAGAUAUUUCAUCCCUUUCAUAUU
This is a messenger RNA of Malus domestica (apple), 913 nucleotides long. Lineage: Eukaryota; Viridiplantae; Streptophyta; Magnoliopsida; Rosales; Rosaceae. The record is from RefSeq and is a predicted model, not a curated record.